AUGAUCCACCUGAGUCAUCGCUCUCCGGUUUUGAUUGUGUGGAGUAUAAUAUUUUUCUUCGUCGCUGCAGUGGCUGUUGCACUUCGAGUUGCCUCUACACAUAUUCGACGUCGGGGCUUGAAGAGUCAUGACUAUCUCGUCUUUUUCUCGCUUGUCUGUUUGACCGGCUAUGUGGUGGAUAUGCUGAUUGGGGCUACCACGGCUGGCUAUGGCGGACAUACAGCGACCAUGGCUGUAGAAAACCCGGGGCGGUUGGUUAGCGCAUUGAAGAUCUUCUGGGCAUCCGAAUGGAUGUGGGCAACUUCAACAGUUUGCUUCAGACUCGCUAUCCUCCUUUUAUAUAUUGAGAUCUUCCCAGGGAAUCAGAAGUUCUUCUGGUGUGCAACUGGGGUGGGAUGUCUUGUCUUCCUAUACUGGGUAUCUGCGGUCUUGACCAUUGCGUUGCUUUGUCGGCCAGUGGCCUACAACUGGGAUCGCACUAUUCCAGGGACUUGUGGGGACGUCUUGAAGAUACAAUAUGCAUCUGCAGGGUUCAACAUGGGCAUUGAUUUGGGAGUCGUGUUGCUGCCGCUCCCUAUUGUCUGGCGACUGCAAAUGUCGAGUCGCAAGAAGACUGGUGUCACUGCCUCUUUCGCCAUAGGCAUCCUAACGGCCGGUAUCAAUCUGGGCCGGAUUAUUCAGACAAAGUUGUGCCCUGCUGACGACCUGGUCUACUGCCUCAGAGACUCGUCUAUUUUUAUCAUGGCAGAAAUGACAGCUGGGAUCUUGGUUGCCUGUGUUCCGACGUUUGGGCCCCUAUUGUUCCGCAGGCGAAACGUACGUUCGGCCCAACCACGCGAUUUGCCCACUAUUGGGUCAGCUCGAAUCCGCCGUCGGCCGGCAAAAUUCGAUUCUCUCCUUUCCACGCUUGACCAUAGUCACAAUGAUGGUGAAGAGCGAGGCCAGACAAAGGAAGCAGAGCAUGCCAGGGCUGGGGCUGAGAAUGAAGCUCCACAGACAGGCAUUUUAGUAACACGCGACCUGGAUGUGCAUAGUCUGAACGUGCUUCCUCGAGUGUCGGAGAAUUCUACUGUUUGA
This is a messenger RNA of Penicillium mononematosum, 1077 nucleotides long. RefSeq lists its product as uncharacterized. The record is from RefSeq and is a predicted model, not a curated record. NCBI's taxonomy places the organism in Eukaryota, Fungi, Ascomycota, Eurotiomycetes, Eurotiales, Aspergillaceae. The transcript is spliced from 4 exons. The coding region runs from base 1 to 1077 and encodes 358 amino acids.